ACUUUUAGGUAAUGGCCAUGAUUUUCACACGGAAAUCGCUGAAGCUGCUCAACUAUCGCCUCAAAUGCCUAAGUUUGUCCUGCCCAGGAGGAAGGAGAGGAAUCCAAAGCAGUUCCAACGGAGAAGCGCCCUCCGUGGAAGUCAACUUCAGCAAUGGACGUAACAUGACCUUCAGUUCCGGCCGCCUGGCGAGAUUUGCGAAUGGAACAGCUGUGUGCCAAAUGGGCGAUACCGCCGUCAUGGUCACCGCGGUGGCCAAGGCGAAGCCAAAUCCCGGCCAGGGAUUCAUGCCUCUGGUGGUUGACUACCGACUGAAAAACGCCGCCUCUGGCAGAAUACCCAUGAACUUUAUGCGCCGCGAACUGGGCCCCUCGGAAAAAGAGAUCCUGUCCGCCCGCCUUAUCGACCGUUCGCUACGCCCGCUCUUCCACAAAGAUUAUCGCACGGAGACACAGCUGGUGUGCAACAUGUUGGCUAUGGACGCGGUGCACAGUCCGGAUGUGCUUGCAAUCAAUGCCGCUUCCAUGGCGCUAUCUCUAAGUGACAUUCCCUGGAAUGGACCCAUUGGAGCUGUGCGCGUUGGCCUCUGCGACGGCGAGGUGCUGAUCAACCCCACGCGCCGGGAGCUGCAGACUUCGCAACUGGAUUUGGUAGUCUCCGCCACCAAACAAAACCUCGUCGUUAUGUUGGAGGGCAAGGGGAAUGUGGUUCUUCAGCAGGACCUUCUAAAGGCUAUCAAACAAGGGACUCGUGAGGCCCAAUUCAUUAUCCACGAGAUCGAGCGACUGCAGAAGGCCUAUGGUCGACAGAAGCGCGAAGUGGAAGUGGCUGCCGAAGUAGAUCCCGAACUGGGGAAAGCCGUUCGUAGCAUGUGCGAAAUGCGGCUGAGAGAGAUCUUCCAGGAUUCGACGCACGACAAGAUGUCUCGUGACAAUGCGGUUAACGAGGUGCGCUCCAACGUUAUUGACAAGGUGUGGAGUUCGUUUCCGGAUACCGAACCGUCGCUUAUUACCGAGCAGUUCAACCAGACCAGUAGAACCAUUUUUCGCGAACUGAUCUUUGAGCGGGGUCUGCGUUGCGAUGGACGAGAUUACGACCAGCUGAGGAACAUCUCCUGCCAGGUGGACAUGUACAAGCCUCUCCACGGAUCCGCCCUAUUCCAGCGCGGUCAGACGCAGGUCUUCUGCACGGUUAGCUUGGACUCGCAGGAAAGCGCAAUGAAACUUGACUCGUUGGCUGCUUUAGAUAGCGGUGGCCUGAAGGCCAAGAACUUUAUGCUGCACUAUGAGUUCCCGCCCUAUGCCACGGGUGAAGUGGGUCGGAUUGGUCCAGUGGGUCGCCGGGAAAUGGGCCACGGAGCCUUGGCGGAGAGAUCGUUGCUUCCCACCCUGCCGAAUGAUUAUCCCUUUACCGUAAGACUCACCUCUGAAGUCCUGGAAUCCAAUGGGAGCAGUAGCAUGGCCAGCGUUUGCGGUGGCUCCUUGGCCCUUAUGGACGCCGGCGUUCCAGUGAGCGCACCUGCGGCAGGUGUGGCCAUUGGCCUGGUCACAAAGUUCGAGAACGACGACACUAAGCACCUGCAGGACUACCGCAUUCUCACCGACAUCCUGGGCAUCGAAGAUUACAUGGGCGACAUGGACAUGAAGGUGGCUGGCACGAGAAAAGGCUUCACCGCCAUCCAGGCGGACCUCAAGAUCCCGGGAAUUCCUCUUAAGGUUGUGAUGGAAUCGCUACAAAAGGCCACCGAUGCCAAAUCUAAUAUUCUGGACAUCAUGAGUGAGGCUAUUAGGGAACCUCGAAAAUACCCCAAGGAGAGCUGGCCAGUGAGUGAAACCCUAACUGUAGAGCCGCAACAGAGGGCGCAGUUAAUUGGUCCCAGCGGCCUUCACAUGAAGCGGAUUUACUUGGAAACGGGCACCUCCCUAACAGCAGUCGAUGAGACCCAUUUCAAUGUUUUUGCUCCUUCGCAAGCAGCCAUGGAUGAGGCCAAGGAGCUGAUCGAGGGCUACAUGGUGAAGGAACGAGUGCCGGACCUGGAGUUCGGCGGAAUCUACACUGCCAAAAUCACCGAAUUGCGAGACACCGGAGUAAUGGUCAUCCUCUAUCCCAGUAUGCCACCCGCUUUGCUGCACAACUCGCAGCUGGAUCAGCGCAAGAUAGCCCAUCCCUCUGCCCUAAACCUGGAAGUGGGUCAGGAGAUCCAGGUCAAGUACUUUGGCCGCGAUCCCGUCUCCGGCUUUAUGCGUCUUUCGCGAAAGGUUCUCCAAGGGCCCGCCCUGGGAAUCCCCCGUUCGCUCAACAAAUCUGCCGGAGAGAGCGGAACGUGAGUUCCAAGAUGCAAAUUAACUUGUACAGUGAGCUUUCCUUAUGUUUCGUCUGCGAAAAGACGCCUUCAAAACUUGAAAUUUUAUUGUAGGCUAAAAAAUGUUGUCCUUAAAAGUUGUACGUAUAUAAAAUAUUGGAUGAAGAUUCACCUAUUUGACCGUCAGCUGUAUAAAUAAAUUGUUAUUGCUCGAUUCAACCCCGAGAUGCUAUUUAUAAAACAAUUUUUAAGAAUUUUCUCUGAAAAUAUUAGCCUCUACUUAACUUUAAUUUCGAAGUGCAAGAAAGUUCGGAUACUUAAUCUUGUUUAAACAUAAUUAUACAAAUUCAAAAAGAAUCAUUUUAGUUUCCAACUAUUCUUUUGACUUAGGAGCGAACAGCUUUAGUAUGGAUUUAACUUUAAACCAAGUUAUAAUAAAAUAUGUGUUUAUGAAUGAGAGCUUCCACUAGAAAGGCAUUCAAUAAAUUGGCAGAAUAGAAAUAAGUUCUCAACCAUUUG
This is a messenger RNA of Drosophila melanogaster (fruit fly), 2821 nucleotides long. RefSeq names its product polynucleotide phosphorylase (gene PNPase). Gene Ontology annotation, biological process: mRNA catabolic process; RNA processing. Gene Ontology annotation, molecular function: nucleic acid binding; polyribonucleotide nucleotidyltransferase activity; RNA binding. The coding region runs from base 12 to 2327 and encodes 771 amino acids. The transcript is spliced from 4 exons. The record is from RefSeq and is marked reviewed. Lineage: Eukaryota; Metazoa; Arthropoda; Insecta; Diptera; Drosophilidae. Gene Ontology annotation, cellular component: cytoplasm.